ACAGAUCCAAUCUGCUCUGCUAGGAUUUUAACUUCACACCGAUUGCGAAAUCGUUUGUCUUUGUGAUGGCGAAGUAGCUAGUAACUUUGAAGUCCACUUGCUUAUUAUGAUAUGCUGAGAGUUUUUAUCAGGGCUGCAGCCAUGCGUGUGGAGCUGAGUUUGGGAUUUUUGGUGUUAAUGUGCGUUUUUAAAGAAACGACCCAAUGUUUAAUAAUCAGCGAAGUGAACUGUGACAAUCCCAGAUUGGACACUCAUGAAUUUGUGGAACUGUACAAUGAUGGCACGAAUCCCGCUUCUCUGGAUGGAUACACACUGGUGUUUUACAACGGCAACGGAGACUCAGCCUACCGGGUCAUCGAUCUGAGUGGACAGCACACGGAUCAGAAAGGCUUCUUCUUAGUUGGCUCUUCUGAACUGACUCCCCGUCCCGCCAUCUCUCUUCCGCCCAACUCCGUUCAGAAUGGGCCCGACGCCAUCGCACUCUACGGUCCCAACUGGGACCCGGUUUCUGAAGGGGGACACGUUUCAGGAGUGGGGUUGUUGGACGCGGUGGUGUACACUUCUCGUAAAUCCGCAGACGGCGCCGACGGCCUCGCGUCGGUUCUGACUCCCGGCUCGCUCCCGUACCUGGAGGAUGAGGCGGCUCUGGAGGGGGACGAGUCCAUUCAGCGCUGCUGGCAGUCGGGAAACCUCUGGACGUUUUACACUGGACCCCCCACCCCUAUGUUGGUCAAUCAUUGCCCACCGCCGACCCCUGCGAAUGUUUGGAUCAACGAAGUCGACCUCAGCGAGCCGGACCGGCAGGGUCUCGUGGAACUCAGUGUUGGCAUGGCAAACGGGUUGUUUUCUUUGGUGCUUUAUGAUGUCACCACUGACCUCAUUAGCUCGAGUGUGGAGUUCAGCGCAAAGGAGGCUGGGAUCUUCACCAUACUUGUGAAUACUUCGACUUUGGCAGUGCCACAAAGUGCAGCAUUGGCAUUGUAUAAUGGCCCUGCAUCAAACUUCCCUAAGGACGGCCCCCUCAGCCACGAACAGCCAAUCGAUGCCUUUGUUUACGGUGACUCUGCGCACAUGCCCAGUGAGAACCUCACAGAGACUCUCAUACCCGGGAGAAAACCCUUCAUACUCACAGAAAGUUUUCACACAGGAGGUGUUCAUGCCAGCCGGUGUGGUGUUACCGAAUGGACGCGAGAUCCGGGACUGUUUGCUACGAGGCCCCAGACUCCCAGAAAACCCAAUGACUGCGUUUGGUUUCAGACCUGCCCGCUUAACAUGACCUUUUCUACGGUGGCAGGACGGAGCUAUCCGGCGAUUCAUAGCGAUAUGGAUUUCCUACUUAAUGAGAUCAACACUGACACACCAGGAGCCGAGGACGAGGAGUUUAUAGAGUUGUGGCAUCCGUCUGGCUUCCGCAUGUCGCUGGAUUUCAUCUGGCUGGUGAUGAUCAAUGGACAGAAUGCAGAGGUGUACUAUGAGCUGGAGCUGAAUGGAUAUUUCACAGAUGAUGACGGAUACUUCCUGAUCGGCAGUGCGAAGGUCGGCCCUGACAUCAGAAUCCCAUCGAACACUAUUCAGAACGGCCCAGACGCCAUAGUGUUGUAUCGCAGCAAGUCUCCGCCCUCGCAGGAGAGUCCCAGUGUUCCCAAAAGCGGUUUGCUGGAUGCAGUGGUGUAUCGCACCCGUGGAUCUGAUAGAAGGGUUUCCGAGAUAACGCAGGCGCUGACGCCAGGACAGAUCCCUCUACUGGAGGACGUCAGCGCGUUACCCGGCGACGAGACCCUCACCCGAUGUGGACUCGAGAGACUCAACCUCAAUGCUUUCAGGGUCGCUUCUCCCACACCAAGGAAGCAGAACAACUGUCCCACAAAACCCACUAUACCUCCACCCCCGGAGGGUCUCCUCAUCAAUGAAUUCAACGGACCAAACUGCACAGUAGGCCAAUGUAUAUUUGUGGAGUUGAUAGGCCCACCGUUGACUCCGUUGAAUGGACUUGUUUUAGUAUUUUUUGGGGAAGACGCUCAAGCAGUGAGUGUGCCGCUCAGGGGCAGCACAGGAACAGACGGGCUCUAUCUCAUCGGGAACGUCUCUAACGCAGAUCAGGGUUUGCCGGCGCUGGAUCAGUCAGAACUGGGUGCAGUGCUGUUGUGUUAUGAGCCGUCCGGAUCAGGUGUUUAUGGAAAAAACUCUCACAGUUUGGACCGGCUCAAUUUUACAGCUGACCCGAAGAUACAACACAUUCUCCAGCACAACACAACACGCUUACAACUCAUGCUGUUCAGUUCUCUCUCUCGAUGUGCAUCAGACGGGCCCGUUCUCUGGGUCCCAUCCCAGGAGACUCCAGGCCUCCAGAACCUCUGCCCGAGACCUGCGCUCUCCAGCUCCGUGGAUGUGUGCCUGCAGAGGAAAUCAGGAACAGGGAGUAAGUCUAUGAACACUGGCAUUUGCUCACACUCAUGUCAUUCUAAGUUUGCAGAAUGUAUCAUAGUGUUUAUGUGUUACGGUGUGAUGCUCAAUAAAUGGGUGUUGCAAACGUACCAGCCGGACUUCAUGAAGAGUCCGCUGGUGUAUCAUCCCGGGCACCGCGCGCAAAUCUGGAGGUUCUUCAGCUACAUGUUCAUGCAUGUUGGGUUAGAGCAGCUGGGCUUCAACGCUCUUCUCCAGCUGAUGAUUGGAGUUCCUCUGGAGAUGGUUCAUGGGAUCCUGAGGAUCAGUCUGCUGUAUAUGGCAGGAGUCGUCGCUGGUUCACUGACGGUGUCCAUCACAGAUAUGCGAGCUCCAGUGGUCGGCGGGUCCGGCGGGGUCUAUGCUCUCUGCUCAGCACAUCUCGCCAACGUUGUCAUGAACUGGGCCGGUAUGAAGUGUCCAUACAAGUUGCUGAGAAUGAUUCUUGCACUUGUUUGCAUGAGUUCUGAGGUGGGCCGUGCCGUGUGGUUGCGUUUCUCCCCGCCGCUGCCCUCAUCCGGUCCGCAGCCCAGCUUCAUGGCUCAUCUGUCGGGCGCAGUGGUGGGCAUCAGCAUGGGGCUGCUGAUCUUGCGGAGCUAUGAGGAAUCUCUGCAUAAACAGUGCUCCUGGUGGGUGCUCAUCUUCUCCUUCAUCACCUUCCUCCUCUUCGCCAUCUUCUGGAACAUUUUCGCUUACGAGCUGCUCGGGGUUCAGAUCCCGCCCCCUCCCUGAUGACACACCCCCUGGUGGCUGCAGAAAGCCACGCCCCCUGCCCGACACAGGCCCGACCUCGAUCGACUCCACUCGACCAGCAGCGGAGAAAAAGGGUGUAACAACAUGGAAGGUGUGAAAUGAAAAACGCAUACUCGCAUUCCAUACAGAAGCAGCCAACAUAAACCGCGUGGUAUUUUAAUGAACACUCCAAGGCAGCUCAAGGGUCCGGUGAGCUUAUUUGAACAAACACACACAUAUGCACACACACACGUACACUAGAUUUGUUUUGCUCUCUGAGUGCGAGUUUCAGCCCGAGGCUCGUUCAUGACGCCUUUCUGUAUUGUUUUGAUUUGACAGCCUCAUCUAAGCCUGUUAUGCGUUACAGAUAACAUCCGUAGUAGAUGAAACGGCGAAUUCAAUCCAGGAAUCUCGCUGACUAAAAACAAAGCCUUGCGCUUGAAGACACCGUAAAGUCCUCACUGAGGUAGGGGUUGAUGUUGAUGUCUGUUGUUGGAUAAUUACGGAUAGUAUUCUUUUGCAACAAGCUAAAACUGGUUUCAAAGGGUAAAAAGAGAUGUUUCUCUUCAGCUUUACACACACUUGCAGACGCUACAAGAGGACAGAAAGAUUAUCUCUGUUCCAAAUCUUAGUGAGCUGUCGAUGUAGGGAGCAUGUGCGCCGUCUAAGAUUACCUCUUCUUAACAAAUGUGAACUUGGCAUUCUAUGUCAGAACUUAUUGCAACAAGCUCCCAAAAAAUAAACUGUUCGCACAAUUAAAGCUUUCGGUCAAAAGACCAUCCUCAAUUGCAACAAGCUCCAAAAUGUGUUUUUAAUAUAUAUAUACACACACUACCAUAAUAUUUUCUCUCUUCUGCUCACCAGU
Pimephales promelas (fathead minnow) is the source of this 4039-nucleotide messenger RNA. The record is from RefSeq and is a predicted model, not a curated record. NCBI's taxonomy places the organism in Eukaryota, Metazoa, Chordata, Actinopteri, Cypriniformes, Leuciscidae.